Messenger RNA from Colletotrichum karsti, 5697 nucleotides. Its product is annotated as alpha-glucosidase. Gene Ontology annotation, biological process: carbohydrate metabolic process. Bases 1 to 5697 code for a protein of 1898 amino acids. The record is from RefSeq and is a predicted model, not a curated record. The transcript has 7 exons. Gene Ontology annotation, molecular function: carbohydrate binding; hydrolase activity, hydrolyzing O-glycosyl compounds. Lineage: Eukaryota; Fungi; Ascomycota; Sordariomycetes; Glomerellales; Glomerellaceae.
AUGUUCCUCACCAUGAACGGGUCGUCAAUCGCCGACAAAACCUCCCUCGACGCCGCCGACUACGAUCCCAUCGACCAUCUAAACCACCUCUUCGCCCACCCCUCGACCGUCACCUCCAUCGGCCGCGUCUCCGACACCCUCCAAAACCACAAGAAUGACCUCGCCGUCGAGAUCUCCGAGCUCGAAGUCGCUCAAGCCUACGGGCCCGACUCCAGCCUCGAGCGCAUGCAGUCCGCCCAGGCCGAGCUGGCCCAGCUCUUUCGCAAGAUCGAGACGGUGCGAUCCCGAGCCAUCCAGACCGAGCAGAACAUCACCUCCAUGACGGCCGACAUCAAGCGACUCGACGGCACCAAGCGCAACCUUACACUGAGCAUGACGGCCCUGAAGCGCCUGCAGAUGCUGACGACCGCGUACGAGCAAUUGAGGGGCCUGGCCAAGACGAGACAAUACAGGGAGUGCGCCAGUCUCCUGCAAGCCGUGCUGCAGCUUAUGAAGCACUUCAACAGCUACAGGAGUAUCGAGCAGAUCGCCACCCUCAGCAGGGGUGUCUCGGAGCUGCAGCGGGAACUGCUGGAGCAGGUCUGUGAGGACUUUGAGAUCGCCUUUGCCAAGGGGGAGGUCACGCAGCGCCGAGGCACUCUUGUUGAGGCCUGUCUGGUUAUGGAUGCAUUGGGCGACAUGGCGCGGUCACGUCUGAUGAACUGGUACGUCAACACGGAGCUGCGGGAGUACCGCCAGGUGUUCAGGGGCAACGACGAAGCCGGGAACCUCGACAACAUCGGCCGAAGAUAUGCCUGGUUCAAGCGCAUGCUGAAGACCCACGAGGUGGAACACGCCGCUAUAUUCCCUCCGCACUGGAGGGCCAACGAAAUGCUGGCCAUGGCCUUCUGCGACGGCACGAGGGACGACUUCAAGGGCAUCCUCGAGAGGAGCAUGCGGAGGACGGACGGGCAGAAGAUUGACGUCAACCUGCUCUUGAGCUGCCUCCAAGAAACUCUGGAUUUCGAGCAGGGCUUGGAGAAGAGUUUUGCAAACGAUCCGCGCGCCAGUAUCGACACCCUGAGCUCGGCGGACGACAGGGCGUCCAACUUCCACGGUUCCAUCUCUACUGCUUUCGAGCCGUACCUGAGCUUAUGGGUGGAAUCGCAAGACAAACAGCUUGCGGAUAUGAUACCAAAAUAUCGCAACCUACCCCUUCUUCCCGAGGACGAAGAAUUCUCCCGGCAGUCCGUCAUGACUUCCGCCAUCGAGCUCUUCCAUUUUUACAAGCUCACACUGUCACAAUGCGCCAAGCUGUCAACUAGCGACAGACUACUGGAUUUGUCCAAGAUCUUAGCGAAAUAUCUUGACGAGUAUGCGCAGCAGGUUCUUCUCCAUAUUCUCCAAAGGGCCGGACCUCAAGGCCCGCCUAUUCAGGACGUCAUUUUGGUUUUGAACACGGCCGACUUCUGGUCCACGAACACCACUCAGCUCGAGGAAAGUAUCAAGAAACGUAUCGAUAACAACCUCUCGGACAAGGUCGACUUUUCAUCACAGGCCGAUGCAUUCCUCGGUGUGGCCAGUGCUGCCGUCUUGACACUGGUUCGCAACGUCGAGAUUGCGUGCGAGGGCGCGUGGCGCGAAAUGAGAAACACGGGCUGGAGCACUAUGGAGAGCGUGGGCGACCAGAGCUCGUAUGUCGGCGAGCUUUUGUCGUCGGUGAAUGGGAAAACCGAAGAAAUCUUGGCCAUUGUGGAAAAGGGACACUAUGCGAGGGCAUUCUGUGACAAUCUCGUCGAUCACCUCGUCACCGCCUAUAUCAGCAACAUCGUCCAAUGCCGACCCGUGUCCGAAGUUGGCGCUGAGCAGAUGCUGCUUGAUAAGUACGUCUUGACCAAAGCAUUCGAGAACCUACUAUCGUACCACAACAAGGACUCCGCGCCGCACGUGCCGCCAGCGGGAUACAUAAAGCGGGUAAACCAAGCAAUAAACCGGAUAGAUCCCCUCCUCAAGACCCUCCAAGUCCGCCCGUCGCCGCCGGAGGGCCUGGUGCAGGCCUACCUCAUCCACAUCGGCGACCGCUCCGACACCAACUUCAAAAAGAUCCUCGAGCUCAAGGGCGUCCGCAAGGCGGACCAGGGCCACCUCGUCGAGCUCUUCGUCAUGCACCGCGAGGGCAACCUCAGCGACAAGCUCGUGCAGCAGUCGCCCCUGCUCACGCCGCUCAUGGCGACGACGGGCCUCGGGAGCUCCGGCCUGGGGUCCAUCGGCAACGCCAGCACCGCGCUCACGACGGCCAGCAGCGCCAUCCCGGGGCUGCAGACGAAGUUCGACGCCACGUCGCUGGGCGAGAAGCUGCUCAGCGCGACGAGGGAUCUCGGCCAGGGCGCGGGCGGCCCCGCGACCAUGAACGAGAACCUCAAGAACUUUGGCAAGUUCUUCAGGAGGGAUAUCGGGGGGUUCGGGGCCAGCUUCUACGACUUCUACGAUAAUAUGGCGCUGAGCGAUUGGUUCGACUGGGGGGGCCGGGCGAGCUUAAGAGGUGACGAGAUGGUGUUGACGGCGUCUUUGAUCUGGUGGAUCGCAGCAUUCGUCGUGCUCUCUCAGUGUAUCCGGUUCAUCACCUCACGACGGAUGAAGCAGAACCUGAACGAGAAAGGGAAACCCAGGGAGGAACCGAAACCAGCAAUCUUCGCACGCGUCCCUGUCCUCCUCACGGCCGUGGUAGUCUUGGGACUCUGCGCCGUGAUGAGAGUCUCAGACAUCGGGCACCAGCUCCCAUCUCACACCACCACAACAAGCAGCCCCGACGCCCCCCAAUUCACCGUCGCCGAGGACCCGGACACCGGCGCCCCUCUCAUCCCCAACAUAAGAGACCCGGAGGCCAAGGACCCCCAGGCCGUCUGCCCGGGCUACAAAGCCUCCAACGUCCAACACACCUCCCGCGGACUCACCGCAGACCUCGACCUCGCCGGUAAGGCCUGCAACGUCUACGGCAACGAGGUCGACGCCCUCCGCCUCGUCGUCGAGUACCAGGCCGCGGACCGUCUGCACGUCGAGAUCCUGCCGCGGUAUGUCGGGAAGGAGAAUUACACCUGGUUCGUGCUUCCCGAGGAGCUCAUCCCGAAGCCCAAGAAUGACGGCGGCGAAUCUGCUGCUGCUGCUGCAUCUGAUGAUGGAGAGUUGGUGUUCGGGUGGACGAACGAGCCGAGUUUCGGGUUCAACGUGACGAGGAGGAGUACCGGCGACGUGCUCUUCACGACGGUGGGCACAAAGUUGGUCUUCGAGGACCAGUUCUUCGAGUUCGCGUCGCCGCUGCCCGAGGGGUAUAAUCUGUACGGCCUGGGCGAGGUCAUUCACGGCUUCAGGCUGAACCGGAAUCUCACCAGAACUUUAUACGCCGCGGACAUCGGCGACCCCAUCGACGGGAACAUCUACGGCUCUCACCCCGUCUACCUCGACACGCGGUACUUCCGGACCGACACGGAUUCCGACGAGGCCGUCUACGUGGCCGAGCCCGCGGACAAGAACGCCAACUACAAGUCGUACACCCACGGCGUGUUCCUGAGGAACGCCCACGCGCAGGAGAUCCUCCUCCGCGAGUCCAACAUCACAUGGAGGGGCCUCGGUGGUACCAUCGACCUGUACUUCUACGCCGGCCCGACGGCCGACUCCGUCAUCGCGUCGUACCAGAAGAGCACCGUCGGGCUGCCGGCCAUGCAGCAGUACUGGACGUUGGGGUUUCACCAGUGCCGAUGGGGUUAUAAGAGCUGGGCCGAUCUGCAGGGCGUCGUGGACGAGUUUGAGAAGUCUGAUAUCCCGUUGGAGACGGUCUGGGCCGACAUCGACUACAUGAACCAAUACCGCGAUUUCGAAAACGACGAGGACAACUGGGGCUACGAGGUCGGCGAGGAGUUCCUGAGCAAGCUCCACGAGAGCGGGCGGCACUUCGUCCCCAUCGUCGACUCGGCCAUCUACGCCCCCAACCCGGACAAGAAAGACGACGCGUACCCGACGUACGACCGCGGCGUCGCCGCUGACGCGUUCGUCCUCAACCCGGACGGCUCGCUCUACGUGGGCUCCGUCUGGCCGGGGUACACCGUCUUCCCGGACUGGGUCGGGGCGGUCCUGGGCAAGAGCAAGACGUUCGGGUGGUGGAAGACGGAGCUCGAGACGUGGUUCGAGAGGGUCAAGUUCGACGGCAUCUGGAUCGACAUGUCCGAGGUCUCGUCCUUUUGCGUGGGCAGCUGCGGGAGCGGGAGGCUCGCGGAGAAUCCGGUCCACGUCCCGUUCCAGCUCCCUGGGGAACCGGGGAACGAGGAUUAUUCGGACCCCGAGGGCUUCGAGAAGACUAACGCCAGCGAGGCCGCUUCCGUCUCCGCGCUCGCAUCCUCCGCCGCCGCAGCAAAGUCCUCCGCUGCGGCCGUCCGCUCAACCAAGACGACGACGACCUCGUACCUCCGCACCACCCCGACGCCCGGCGUCCGCAACGUGAACCACCCCCCUUACGUCGUAAACAACAUCCACGGCGACCUCGCCGUGCACGCCGUCUCCCCCAACGCGACGCACCACGGCGGCACCCUCGAGUACGACUUCCACAACCUCUUCGGCCACCAGAUCCUCAACGCGACCUACCACGCCCUCCUCUCCGUCUUCCCGCGCAAGCGGCCCUUCAUCAUCGGCCGCUCCACCUUCGCCGGCUCCGGCCGGCACGCGGGCCACUGGGGCGGCGACAACUACUCGCUCUGGGCCUACCUCUUCUUCUCGAUCCCGCAGGCCCUCUCCUUCGGCGUCUUCGGGAUCCCCAUGUUCGGCGUCGACGCGUGCGGGUUCGCGGGGAACUCCGACGCGGAGCUCUGCGCGCGCUGGAUGUCGCUCGCCGCGUUUUUUCCCUUUUACCGGAACCACAACGCCAUCGACGCGAUCCCGCAGGAGCCGUACCGCUGGGCGGCCGUCGCGGACGCCUCGAGGCGGGCGAUGGGGGUCAGGUAUCAGCUGCUGCCGUACCUGUACACGGCCAUGCGGGGGGCGCACGCGGGAGGAGAUACGGUGAUGAAGGCGCUUGCGUGGGAGUUUGACGACGAGCCGUGGCUUGCGGGCGCGGAUCGGCAGUUUCUUCUGGGCUCGGCUGUUUUGGUUACGCCGUGUCUUGUGCAAGGAGCCAGUACGGUCGACGGGGUCUUUCCUGGUGUCGGGAGGGGGACUGUUUGGUAUGAUUGGUACAACCAGUCCGCCAUCACCGGUGUGGCCUCCGGGCAGAAUGUGACGAUUGACGCGCCGCUGGGGCACAUUCCCGUGUAUCUGCGCGGCGGGUACGUCGUUCCGACGCAGGAGCCGGGGAUGACGACGAGGGAGAGCAGGGCGAACCCGUGGGGGUUGCUGGUCGCGCUUGACGCUGACGGUGCCGCAAGGGGGAGUUUGUACGUGGAUGAUGGAGAGAGCUUGGAGCCGGAGGCUACGUUGACGGUUGAGUUCGCCGCUCUGGACGGCGUGUUGAAGGUUGCGCCUGAAGGGGAGUACGAGGACUCGAACCCCCUGGGCAACGUGACGAUCUUAGGAGUCGGGCGGGACGUAUCGAUUGUGACUCUUGAUGGGCAGGUCGUUGAAGGUGAUAAAUGGUCGUUGGACACGGCUUCUCGUGCUCUCAAAAUCCAUAGUCUACAGAGCCUGACGUCGAAGGGCGCGUGGAGCUCGGGUUGGACGCUCACCUGGUCUUGA